AUGGCCGGGUCCCCUUGCGCCGCCGUCAUCGAGUCGACCAAAGCGCCUUGCACCUUCAAGCCCAACCUGCCGAGCAAGUAUUGCAACAAGCACAAGGUGCUGUGGGAGCGCAAGGAUGAGGUCGCUGCCGCCGGCGGACGAGAGUGCAAGCAGUUAGCGACCCACGUCAAGCGGGGGUGCUUGGGGAUGCUGGAAGCGGACGACAAGUCCUGCUGCAAGGCGUGCAAGAGGAUGAAUGCGGAGAAGGACAAGAAGGCCGACGCCAGGAAAGAGGCGGCGGCGGUGGCGAGUCUACGGCCGGGGCAGGUGGUUUGCAACAACUGCAAGGAGCCGAAGGACGCGAGCGAGUUCGACGAACACGCGUUGAGCCACGCGACCAAGGGAGCAUACUGUAGAGGGUGCCGGGACAAGCGCGAGAGUGCCGAGAGGAAUCGCACGAUAACGGAGGCUCGUUUGAAGAGGCAGCGCGAGUACGAGAAGUCGGAUGAGAGGAUAGCCAGCAAGAGAUUGCUGAGGGAGGCUUUUCCCGAGCGGUCGGCGCAAUACUCGCGUGACGCGCGGGCUCGUUGGAAGGAAGCGGAUCCGGAGGCUUAUCUAAAGAAGCAAGCGGGGGCGCAAUUGCGUCAGAGAAACCGCGAUCUCGUCCUCACCGGUCCAAACGGAGACAUCACGGGGGCGGAGUUCAUCAUUCAAGAGGGAGGCACGUGCUUCUAUUGCGGAGAUGGAGAAGACGAACAUCCCUUGACCGUCGGGAAGAUGGACCUGUCGGACGAGUCUCUCGACGCUCGGACAUUUGUACCGCUCUGCGUCG
Molecule: messenger RNA, 811 nt
Organism: Klebsormidium nitens
Lineage: Eukaryota; Viridiplantae; Streptophyta; Klebsormidiophyceae; Klebsormidiales; Klebsormidiaceae
Source: the annotation of a GenBank genome assembly